Messenger RNA from Diabrotica virgifera virgifera (western corn rootworm), 5695 nucleotides. Its product is annotated as cilia- and flagella-associated protein 251-like. The record is from RefSeq and is a predicted model, not a curated record. The transcript is spliced from 2 exons. Bases 3049 to 3861 code for a protein of 270 amino acids. NCBI's taxonomy places the organism in Eukaryota, Metazoa, Arthropoda, Insecta, Coleoptera, Chrysomelidae.
AUUUGAUAUGAAAAUUAAAAUUUGAUAAUUAUAGACAAAAUUCAAUUUAAUAUAAAAUAUUUUCAAUUUUCUCAACCACGGGCAUAUAAAUUUAGAACAACCUGUAUACAACAAAUUGUUAUAUUUAAUUUUAAGAAGUGAUUAAAACGAUACUCGGAACAAUGCGCUUAAAAUAAAACUAAAGUGAAAUCGAAAAUAGGUCAUUAUCGUUGUUCUCGGAAGGUUCAAUCAUUAGCCGAUGCUAAAGAAGACUUAGUGAAAGUAGAUAAUAGAUCAUUAAAUUUUGUAAUUAGUAGAAAGUAAUUUUUAGAAUGGGAAUUAACUAUUUUCUUUGAAAUCCAUUAAGCAUAUUUAGAAAGUUUAAAAAUUGGUUUUGAGGAAUACUGCGAAUGAGAGUUGGUGGUGGAAUUUUGGUUUGUGAAUCUGGAAGGGAUAUUUAGAAAGUAGGGGAAUGAAUGACAAAUAGAGAUCAGAAUGUUUUGAGCUGUCGAGAAGUGAAGUCGAGUAGUAGACGGUAGUGUUCGAGGAGUGAGAAAGUCGGUGUAGUUCCGUGAGUGUGGAGUAUCUAUCGUAGAACGAGAGGUAGGCCAAGUUGAGAGUAAAAGAACCUCCUUGAGCCAAGAGUUCCCGGUAGCUGAUUGCAGUUUCGAAAAGGUAGAAGACAGCAUCACAACAGAAGCAGGAAACGAGAGCUAUACGAGUUAGUUUCAGAGGAGAACAUUACUGGAAGCCAGGACGAGGUUUGAUUGCAGCCAAGGACAGCAGGAAACGGGUCUUAUGUGAAGACAUUCUCAGUGCACCAAAAAAAAAAGGUCAGUCUCAUUUGUUUGGACAUGAAUGUAUGGGUUUUUUCGUAGUAAAUACCACAUUUAAAAUUGAGGAAACAUAAUCAAUAAUAUCAGAAAAGCUUCAUCAAACUUAAAUAGAAUUGUUGCUGAUAAAUCAUAAUAGUUAAAUGUUAAUAAAAACUUUCAAUUGGAAAUCAAAAGGAAAUAAGAUUCCCAUGUAUAAAUGUUAUGUUUAAGAAUAAUAAGAUAUAGCAAAUAUUAAGCAGUGAUUGCCAUUUAAAUAAAAUAAACAAUAUUUUGAUUACAAUUGUAACCCAUAUGUGUUAUUAUUCUACUCUUUUCUUUCCUAUCCCGAUUAGGAACCAUUAAGAAAUACUUAGAAGCCACGUAUGUAAGUAAUUAAUUUUAUAAAAAAGCCCUGAGAUUGAAAACAUAUUGAUAUGUGAUCUGGUAAAUUAAUUAGAUUAUUAUUAAAGCAUUGAUUAAAUUAAAUGACAUAUAAAAUUAUUAUCUCAUAUCAAUAAUCAAGAUCACAACAACUGUCGUCCAACGUGGAGGGCAUUAUAAAGUAUUUCUAGUGGCAAAUUUGAAGGAUAGAAAGAGUAAAGCCGGUAUUUGAAAAUUUAUAUGCCUGUGGUAAAAAGUGAGAUACUUACAUUUGAUAACAUAAAAUUUUAGAUCUCUUUAGGUACAAAUUUUACAUAACUGAUUUAAUAUUUUAUUUUUACGAUAUUACAUUUGAUAUAUUUAUUGACAAUUUAUAAUAUUUGGGUGAGAAAAAGUCGUCUUGGUAACAUACUAGUAAAAUUUCAUAUUUGGCGGGGACAGUACUUCUUGAAAACAAAUGUCUGUGACAAGAAGCCAAAGCAAAGACAACAAAAAACAAAAAGAACAUUCAAAUCAAGAGAAUAAUUCAGACCAAGAAGACAUUUUAGACACGACAAUCAUGGCAUCAGAACAGCAAGAAUUAUCAGGAAUAGAUAAAAUAUUACGAAUGAUGCAACUCCAGUCACAAAGAAUGGAACAAAAACUGGAUGAAAAUCAACGUGAAACGAAACAAGCCAUGGAAGAAACAUCAAAGAAAAUGGAUAAAAAUCAGGAAGAAACAUCAAAGAAAAUGGAUAAAGUGGAGAAAAAAAUGGAUGACAAUCAACAGGAAAGAAAAACAAGUCACCGAAAACAGGACGCAACAGAAUGUCGGAGAAAGAAGAGAAAUGGUUAUACAUAGCACAGAUGACGUGAAGAUAAGGUUUGGCGGGGAUGUAAGAAGAUUACACCCAGUGCCGUUCAUAAAUAGCCUGAAAAAGAAAAUACAGCACAUCGGAAAUUUCGAAACAGCAAAAGAAACUAUCAGAAACCAUCUCAAAAAUGAAGCAAGCCUAUGGUUCGAUUGCAAAGAAGAAGAAUUUGACAGUUGGCAAGAAUUUGAACAAAAAUUUUUGAAUUAUUUCUGGGGAAAAGUCCAACAAUUGGAAAUUAACAAGGAAUUGCAAAAUGGGAAAUACAAUGAUAGGAUGGGUAUAUCAGAAAGGACAUAUGCAUUACAAAUUUACUAUAACGCAAAACAUUUACAAUAUAAUUACUCAUCGGAACAAUUAGUCGAACUGAUUGCAAGACAUUUCGAAGAAACGCUGGAAGACCAUAUCACAUUGCAAAACUACAAAGACAUAGAUAGUUUAUGCCAAUUCCUACAAAUAAGAGAAUUGCGUUUAAGAGAAAGAAAAUCAAGAAGGUCGCGAGAAGAUUACAGGCCCCGAGAAACACAGGAGUACAGAGAUAGAAAUGAAAAUAGGAGGGACGAUACAAGACGAGAUUUUAAUCCCAGAAGGGAAAACGAAAAUAGAGACAACGGAAGAGGAAAUUAUGAACAAAGAAAGAGGCAAUGGAAUGAGGACAGAAAUCGAGAAUACCAGAAUAGAAACACCACACGCUCAAAUCAAGAAAACAGAAAUAAUGGUAGACAAAAUGAACAGGGAUAUCGAGAAAACCGAAACAGAUCCGACAGACCAAGAGAAAAUAGAAGAGAAGUAAAUAAUACCCAGACAGAUGAAUAUGACGGAGAGAGACAUUAUGACGAAAAUAUAAACAACGAUGAGCAACCGGCGUUUUUUCACGACGGCGCUCACUAAAAACCAAAAAUCAAACAGGAAUUUUUUGUAACCCCAAGGAGUUUAUUAAAUUGGCAAGAAACAACGAAAAGAAAAAUGGAGUUAAUUUAAAAUUUGUGGAUGGAUUUAUCAACGAGAAACCAAUUAAAAUUAUGAUAGACACUGGAUCUGAAAUAACAUUGGUCAACAGAAAACUAAUAGAAGAAGUUAACUUAACAAAUUUAAUUUACAAAAUACCUAGGGUAAAUUUAGUGGGCGCAAACAAACGGACAUUGGCAACUAUAAAUGAAGGCAUACGAGUAAUGGUACGACUGGGUAAGAAGAUGUAUGCACUACAAUGUGUAAUAAUGCCAAACAUGUCACAUGACAUGAUAGUAGGAGUUGACGAAUUGGCAGAAAAACAUGUAGUGAUAGAUUUUAAAAAUAAUACGAUGAAUCUAACAGAAGAAAAAGAAGAAGAACAGAACAAGGAACAGGAGAAACAAAAUACGGACGAAUCAGGUAAAGAACAAACAGUGGAAAUGAAUUUGGCAACGAAGCAAGGACAAAGAAGAAAAGGGAGAAAAAGUCAGAAAAAGACAAAAGAAAAUGAAACCUGUGGCUCCUCAAAAGAAGAGUUGAGCCCAGAAGAAAAAAAAUUGAGAGUAUCAAAAGCAAAAGAAAACUGGGAUUCCUCAAAAGAAGAGACGAGCUCAGGAGAAGAAGAAAUAAAGCUAACAAAUGAAAGCGAAAAAGAUAUGAUCGAAACAGUGGCAUUUGAAGAGGAGGCAUAUGAAAACGAGGAUGCAGAAUACACGGUAAAAGUAUGUGAAAAAUCUGAGGAAAAAGACAGAAGAUUGAUAUGGGAAAAAGGGAAAGACAACAUAAUAGCCGACACUCUAACACAGGAUGAGGACACUGAAAAUAAGGAAACAAUUACUCUACAGGUGGGACUAAUUAGAGUAAUACAAGAAGAAGGGGUAUAAGACGUAGAUUAAAGUAAGGAAAUAUACAGGGAGUUGGUUUUGCCCUCGAGAAAAUUUAUUUAAAAAUGCAGAUAAAUUUUAUCGAAUACAAGGCGGGAAUUUGUUAUAUUUCUAUUUGAUAUGAAAAUUAAAAUUUGAUAAUUAUAGACAAAAUUCAAUUUAAUAUAAAAUAUUUUCAAUUUUCUCAACCACGGGCAUAUAAAUUUAGAACAACCUGUAUACAACAAAUUGUUAUAUUUAAUUUUAAGAAGUGAUUAAAACGAUACUCGGAACAAUGCGCUUAAAAUAAAACUAAAGUGAAAUCGAAAAUAGGUCAUUAUCGUUGUUCUCGGAAGGUUCAAUCAUUAGCCGAUGCUAAAGAAGACUUAGUGAAAGUAGAUAAUAGAUCAUUAAAUUUUGUAAUUAGUAGAAAGUAAUUUUUAGAAUGGGAAUUAACUAUUUUCUUUGAAAUCCAUUAAGCAUAUUUAGAAAGUUUAAAAAUUGGUUUUGAGGAAUACUGCGAAUGAGAGUUGGUGGUGGAAUUUUGGUUUGUGAAUCUGGAAGGGAUAUUUAGAAAGUAGGGGAAUGAAUGACAAAUAGAGAUCAGAAUGUUUUGAGCUGUCGAGAAGUGAAGUCGAGUAGUAGACGGUAGUGUUCGAGGAGUGAGAAAGUCGGUGUAGUUCCGUGAGUGUGGAGUAUCUAUCGUAGAACGAGAGGUAGGCCAAGUUGAGAGUAAAAGAACCUCCUUGAGCCAAGAGUUCCCGGUAGCUGAUUGCAGUUUCGAAAAGGUAGGACACAGCAUCACGACAGAAGCAGGAAACGAGAGCUAUACGAGCUAGUUUCAGAGGAGAACAUUACUGGAAGCCAGGACGAGGUUUGGAUUGCAGCCAAGGAUAGCAGGAAACGGGUCUUGUGUGAAGACAUUCUCAGUGCACCAGAAAAAGGUCAGUCUCAUUUGUUUGGACAUGAAUGUAUGGGUUUUUCGUAGUAAAUACCACAUUUAAAAUUGAAGAAACAUAAUCAAUAAUAUCAGAAAAGAUUCAUCAAACUUAAAUAGAAUUGUUGCUAAUAAAUCAUAAUAGUUAAAUGUUAAUAAAAACUUUCAAUUGGAAAUCAAAAGAAAAUAAGAUUCCCAUGUGUAAAUGUUAUGUUUAAGAAAAAUAAGAUAUAGCAAAUAUUAAGCAGUGAUUGCCAUUUAAAUAAAAUAAACAAUAUUUUGAUUACAAUUGUAACCCAUAUGUGUUAUUAUUUUACUCUUUUCUUUCCUAUCCCGAUUAGGAACCAUUAAGAAAUACUCAGAAGCCACGUAUGUAAGUAAUUAAUUUUAUAAAAAGCCCUGAGAUUGAAAACAUAUUGAUAUGUGAUCUGGUAAAUUAAUUAGAUUAUUAUUAAUGCAUUGAUUAAAUUAAAUGACAUAUAAAAAUAUUAUCUCAUAUCAAUAAUCAAGAUCACAACAACUGUCGUCCAACGUGGAGGGCAUUGUAAAGUAUUUCUAGUGGCAAAUUUGAAGGAUAGAAAGAGUAAAGCCGGUAUUUGAAAAUUUAUAUGCCUGUGGUAAAAAGUGAGAUACUUACAUCUGAUAACAUAAAAUUUUAGAUCUCUUUAGGUACAAAUUUUACAUAACUGAUUUAAUAUUUUAUUUUACGAUAUUUACAUUUGAUAUAUUUAUUGACAAUUUAUAAUAUUUGGGUGAGAAAAAGUCGUUUUGGUAACAUACUAGUAAAAUUUCAUAUUUGGCGGGGAUAGUACUUUUUGAAAACAAAUGUCUGUGACAAGAAGCCAAAGCAAAGACAACAAAAAACAAAAAGAACAUUCAGACCAAGAAGAGAUUUUAGACACGACAAUCAUGGCAUCA